Moneuplotes crassus is the source of this 2169-nucleotide messenger RNA. The record is from the annotation of a GenBank genome assembly. Lineage: Eukaryota; Ciliophora; Spirotrichea; Euplotida; Euplotidae.
GGUAACCGAAAUUUUUGAAUUAUAACAGAGAUUUGUAUAAUUACCAAAUAUUUUAGACAACCAAUUGAACGCAGAUUUAGAAGAUAUAGACGAAUCCUUUGGAAGUUCCUCCUUGGGAAUCACACCAGAGUUAUUAGGGAUUAAAUAAAAAUAAGACUUUUGUGGGGAAAAUCAAAUCAAGUUUACAUAAAAUUGCUAUACAAAGGCAGGACUCUAGCCCUUUAAAAGUAGUUGGUCUUUCAAAGCAACUGAAGAAGAAAGAGCCUUUGUAUUAUGAGAGUAUUCAGAAGAGAAUAUUUGAUCAAAUCAACCAGAUCAAGGAAAGAGAGAUUAUAGACAAGAAAGUUAAAUUUUUGAAACAUGUUUUCCUCUUUAAGGAACUUGACGAAGAUAUGAUUGAAAACUACACCUUUUUGAUAGAGGAAGUACACCUUCAUCAAAACCAGUAUCUGUAUAAAUAGAGGACAGAAAGUGAAAUAUUUGUAUAUUAUCAACCAAGGAGAAUUUGAGGAGGCGGCUCCUCCGUAUGGUGAUUACCAGACCUCCCCUAGCCCACAUAAGACCAUGACUUCGCCUGAUAAAUUAUCAUAUUUUAAUGAAAUGAAAAUGAUAGAGUCCAAGACACAAAUUUCCAGAGCUAGCCCUGGAAAUUUAUGUGGUGAUGUUGAAAUUUAUUUAAAAAGAAGCUCAUAUAGCUCCUCAAUUAAGUGAAUUAGUCAAUCUGCAAUAGUCUUUAGACUAUUGCUUAAUGACUUCAAAUUUUUGCUCUCCCUUCCUUCCCUGUCAACAAUUUUUGAGAAAGAGAUGCAGAGAAAACUUGAGCAUAAUGAGCAACUGAUGCUUUCUGAGGAAAAAUUUGAUCAGAUCCAGAAAGCCUCUUUUGAUGAAAAGAUUUCAUUUCCUAACAAACUUAGAAAUUAUUUGAAGCUAAAUUUCUUACCCAAAUAUGAGUGUAAUAAUGACAAUAAGGUUAUUUACCAAAAUAUCAAGCCAAAAGGAGCUAAAAGCUUAACGCGCAAAGACUUAUCUCAACAUUUCAAGCUAAAUCCUAAUAAUAAUGCAAGAUUAUUCCACAAGAAAACUGUGAGACUACAAGAGAACAUAUUUGCCAAAAAAAUUCCAACACGUUCAAGAAGCAUUGACACAGUCGGUGGAAAAAGAUCCAACCUGAUCCAAACCGACAAAAUUCAACUCAAACUAAUGCAAAAACAUCUAUCCAAAAACCCACCAACUUCUCACGCUACACCAAACUCUCUAUACUCAUCCUUACGGCCUAAAACAGUCCAUCUCCCUAGCUACCAAGAAAAAUAUGCUCCUCACGAUCUCCUUAACAAAGACACAAUAAUCAAAAAGAAUCGGAUAGAGCUACUUGAGCGGAAGCUUAAAGAUUCCUUAAAACACCAAAUCUUGUACUCGAUUUCUCCAACCAAAAUCACUGAGCAUUAUAACGCUGUGAGUAAUCUUAAUGGCAUCAGGAAAUAAGAUUAUGAAGAAGGAAAGCCUCUUCCUCACUAAUGAUUCUAUUAAAGAGAAAGAUCCUAAGAAGAAAACCAUAGAUUUGUCUAUGCAAGAAAUUAGUGAGAGUAGAGAAUCUGUAGACAGUUCUAAAGAGCAAGAGAAUAUCUUUAAAGAAAUAUCUCUGAAGCAGAAAAUGAAAGAUGAUGUCAUCCUAAAUAAAAUCAAUGUGGAUGAAUAUAAUGACAUGAUCUUCUAUCCACCAAAAAGAGCUCACAGGAGUAACGACACCUCAAAGAAAAGAGAUCUCUCAAGAAACUCUUGCCAAAAUCAUAUUCCUCGAAUAAAAAUCCAAAAAUAGCAAAAAAUCCAAAAAAUCUUCCAUUUCCAAAGCCAUCAUUCCAAACGCAAAGCUCAGGGCCGGACCUGUCUAUCUCACUCAGCACUGCCCGGACCAAAUCCUCCCAACUUCUGGAUAUUUCCCUAAAAGAAGUUCCUCACUGACUAGAUUUAAAAACUCAACUAAUAAAUUUGAAAAUGCCCAAAGUGAUAAAAUCCAGGAACACUUUCAAAAAUCUUUAACCAUCAGCAGGAUGAAUCCAGGAAAGUUUAUAGACUUUAAGGAAGGGCGGCAAGCUUUGAACUUUACUAAAAAUGUCACUAUCUUCUUAAACCAGAGGAUCAAAACGUGCCAGCAAAGAUAGGAAUAUGCAU